AUGGGUAAAGAUAGAUUGGGUCGUCCUAUUGCGUAUGUUCAUGCCAAAGAACAUAUUAAAGGGCAGCAUCCAUUAGAAUCAAAAGAAAAAUUAAUCAUUCUAUUUAUUGAGACAGCAAGACUUUUGAUUGAGCCUCCUGUUGAAGAAGGCACUGCGAUUAUUGAUAUGUUCCAUAUUGGAUUUCAGAAUCUGGACUAUCAACACAUUAGAUUUAUGAUCAAUGCCAUGCAAAAUUAUUAUCCAGAGGCUUUAGGACUCGGCUUGGUUCUCAAUGCUUCGUGGACAUUCAAUACUGUUUGGAAUGUUAUAAAAUCAUGGUUAGAUCCGGUACUAGCGAGCAAGAUUCAUUUUGUUAAAAGUUCAAAAGAAUUGGCUGAAUAUAUCAAUCGGGUGUUUUUUCUGAAAAGACUUGGUGGUAAACAAAUGGAUUUUAAAUUGCGUCCACCGACAAAAGAGGAUGAAGCUUUAGUGAAAUUUUUUCGAGAAGAUAAAUAA
Rotaria socialis is the source of this 495-nucleotide messenger RNA. Lineage: Eukaryota; Metazoa; Rotifera; Eurotatoria; Philodinida; Philodinidae. The record is from the annotation of a GenBank genome assembly.